CGCCUCCCCAAGGCCCCGCGAUGUCCGAAGCGCAGCCCCAAGGCCAGCACCCCCCGGCCAACCACACCGGGGCCGCGGGGGGCACUAACCGGGCCGGGAGGAACGCUGCCCUCAAUCAGAACCCUCUGAUCAAUGUUCGCGACCGCCUCUUCCACGCGCUUUUCUUCAAGAUGGCUGUGACCUACGCGCGGCUCUUCCCUCCUUCCUUCAGGCGGGUCUUCGAGUUCUUCGUGCUGCUCAAGGCUCUCUUUGUGCUCUUCAUCCUGGCAUACAUUCACAUCGCCUUCUCCCGCUCGCCCAUAAACUGUUUGGAGCACGUGAGGGACAAAUGGCCGCGCGAUGGCAUCCUGAGGGUGGAAAUCCAGCGCAACUCCAGCCGGGCCCCCAUCUUCCUUCAGUUCUGUGGCGCUGAGAAGUGUCCAGGAAUGGUAGUUGAGGCCACGGCUGAGGAAGAGGAGGAGGAAGAAGAGGAAAUGACUGUGGAUAUGUUUGAAAACAGCUCUAUCAAGUUUGAGCUGGAUAUAGAACCCAAGGUGUUCCUCAAGCCGUCCCGGAUGAGCAGCAGUGAGGUGCUGGCCCACAACGAAAGCCAGGAGUUCUCAUUUAGUGAAGCAGCCACUAAAGGUAUGCAGCCUCUGCGGGAGACUGUGUCCGAGUUUGAGAUGCUAACCAGAGCAGUGUGGCCACAGGAGGAGUACAUUGUGGAGUAUUCCUUGGAGUACGGCUUCCUGCGCCUGUCCCAGAGCACGCGGCAGCGCCUCAGCAUCCCUGUGAUGGUGGUGACUUUGGAUCCUACCAGGGAUCAGUGCUUUGGGGACAGGUUCAGUCGUCUGUUGCUGGAUGAGUUCCUGGGUUAUGAUGACAUCCUGAUGUCGAGUGUCAAAGCCUUAGCUGAAAACGAAGAGAACAAAGGUUUCCUUCGCAACGUGGUGUCUGGGGAGCACUAUCGCUUUGUCAGCAUGUGGAUGGCUAGAACUUCCUACCUGGCAGCCUUUGUCAUCAUGGUCAUAUUUACUCUGUCCGUUUCGAUGCUCUUACGCUACUCACACCAUCAGAUCUUUGUCUUCAUUGUUGACCUGUUACAGAUGCUGGAAAUGAACAUGACGAUUGCAUUCCCUGCAGCUCCCCUGCUCACUGUCAUUCUGGCUCUAGUAGGCAUGGAGGCCAUCAUGUCAGAGUUCUUCAACGACACCACGACUGCUUUUUACAUCAUCCUCAUUGUGUGGCUGGCUGACCAGUAUGAUGCCAUCUGUUGCCACACCAAUACCAGUAAGAGGCAUUGGCUCAGGUUCUUUUAUCUGUACCACUUUGCCUUCUAUGCCUACCACUAUCGGUUCAACGGGCAGUACAGCAGCCUGGCCCUGGUCACCUCGUGGCUGUUCAUCCAGCAUUCAAUGAUUUACUUCUUCCACCACUACGAGCUGCCAGCCAUUCUCCGGCAGAUCAGAAUCCAGGAGAUGCUGCUGCAGAACCAGCAGGUGGGUCAGGGCACUCAAACAACUCUCCAAGACAACCUCAACAACAACACUACCCCAGCUGGGCCGGAGGUGGGGGGUCACCGGCCUCACCUGCCUGCUGGCCCCUCCGGAGAGAGCAGCAGCCCAGCAGCUCUGGCCCCCAGCGAGGCCUCCAGUGUCGUCACCGCGGCCGCAGCCUCUUCUGUCGGGAGCGACCUCAACUGGGUUGCUGAGACAGCUGCCAUCGUUACAGAGGCUUCAUUUCUUUCUGACCUGAGCUCUUCUCUCCUGGAGCCGAACGUGGUGCACGAAGCCGUGGCUGCUGGGAACCCUCAGGAUGUUGCUGCUGCCUCCGGUUUGGUCGCACGCAUCAGGGUGAGCAGCGACCACCCGGACGCUGCCGUGGGCUCCAUCACCAUCGAGGUCACUUCAGCCUCUGCGGUCGCUGCUGCCGAUGGUUCCCCUGCCACAGAAGCAGUUCCUGCCCCCGUCCCUGGGCAGGAGGAUGGGAGCUCCAACCCCAGCCCUUCCCCUGCCGAGCAGACUGAGGCUGCGGAGAGCUCGGACAGCCAAGCCAAACCCAGUGGCAAGAACUGCAUUGCAAAUGGCAGCGUGGCAGAGUCCCCUCCGGCCUUUGUGGAGAAAACUGAUCAGGACAAACUCUUGGGCUGUGCUCUUGGGGACCGGGGGGAGAGCGGCCCUUGCCCAGCACCAGCAGGUAGUACAGCUGGCUCCAGGCCUUGCUCGGAGCCAGACUUGAGGAGCCUGUCUUGAGUCCUUGUUUCUGUCACACCGGACUGCCAGGAAGGCAUUUGGAUUUCGUUUGUUACUGUUUCUCACUUCACCAUCAUCCUUAACCCAUGAAUUCCUCUUAACGGAGGCAGAGCAGCUGGGACAGAGAAAAGAUGCUGCAGUGAACUCCCCAGAGAGAUGCACACGUGGCACUGCUCAGUGCCAGAUUCUCCCUGCAAGGAGGAAGGAGCAAGGGCACGAUGGCUCCCUCUGCCUGCAAGGCACCUGGGGAGCCCUGUGCCACUGCAGAGCUGUGGGUGAGCAGGCUGGCCGUGUUCUCAGUGUGCUGUCACAGCUCUUCUUUGCCCCCCUGAGGUUGUGUUGGCAGUCUGGCUGUUGCUUGCAAACAUGAGCUGAUGUGUGACAAACCACGUGUGUGCACGGCGACUCUCUGGUUAGAAUAGCAGCUGUGUGUGAGCAGGGAGAGCAACCAACGGCCAAGGAGAAACAAGUCACCUCCCUUUUUUCUAGGGGAAAAGAAGCUCAGUACCUCCCUUCAACACUGGAGCUGCUCACACCAGAGCAAAGCUGGGUAAUAACCAAAGCAGAAACUGCAUUUUAGCCCCAUUUCUUUUCUUUUUUUAUUUUUUCUCCUGACAUUCAACUGUCUUUAGUCGGUGGGUUUAGGGGGAGAAGUGUCCAGGUCCAGCUUAGAGCAUCCACCCAAGGAAGGAAGCAUUUGUCUGUGGUUGGAAGCAGUAAAGGCUUUAUUCAGCCCUGGAGGAAUGCUGUCCCCUUUGCUGCUGGUGACUCUGCAGGACCCUGGUGAGUUUGGCCCCUCUUCAAUGUGUCAAGUGAGAGCUCCUGCCGUGCCACAGGCAGAUGGCAUCAGUGUCCCCUGGGAGCUGACCUGUAGCCUCAGUAUCUGUCCUAGGGGAGGAGGAGGAGGGCAGCAGCUCUGUCCCUGUACAGCUCUGCUUUCGGCACCUGCAGCUGCAGGUGAGGUUGUUUGUUUUUCAGUGCCUUGUCCCUUAAAUGGGACACGUUUGUGUUUUAAGAUCAGCCCCAUCCCUCAGGAGAGGUUGGCAUCGUGCUGGCUCAGCUGUUGUGGGUUUAGCAAAGAACCAAAACACUAAAGGCAAAUUUCACCUCGCUUUCCCUCAUUCCCUUGGCAGCAGAGGCGAAAGCUUGGAUUCGUGCCCCAGUCCUGUGUGCUACACCUGGUGCCCCAGGGCUCCGUUGGACCCAGGUGGGGGUUUAGGACUUAAAACCUGCAGGUGGAGCAGGGCUGCAGAAGCAGAGUGAUGCAGGAGAGCGCUGGGUGUGCAGGGCUGGGAUGAGAGCAGCUCAGGGAGAAACCUGCUGGGAAGGAGGUGGAGGAGGGGGGCUCUGCAGGGCCCUGCAGCCUCCAGCAUCUCAGUGCCCCUCUCUCCCUUCGAGGCGCUGCUGUGGCUUCCACCAGGGCUGGGUUUCCAUAUUGGCAGCAUGGGGACUCGCAGCCCUCUGGCUUCAUUUUCUCUGCAUUUCCCACAUGGGUGCCCUCCUAUUUUUUUCUCUUUUUUGGCUUGAUGAGCCCUGGGUGCUGCUGUGGGGCACAGGGCAGAGCGUUCUGCAGCUGCCUUCCUGGGAGGGCCGGGCAGCAUGACGAGGCUCCUGAGCGUGGAUGUGCCAGGGUGCAAGAGCAAGGAGUAACCAUAGGCUUACAAGAGGGUGGGAAGGGAAGGUGGGAAAACAAACCAAAUCGUCUGAUGAAUGAGGAGUAGAGUUCAUUCUAUUUAAUGUACAAAAUGUGUUUGUAUAUAAUAAUAAAUAUUAUAUCUAACA
Molecule: messenger RNA, 4013 nt
Organism: Centrocercus urophasianus (Greater sage-grouse)
Lineage: Eukaryota; Metazoa; Chordata; Aves; Galliformes; Phasianidae
Gene: TMEM259
Product: transmembrane protein 259
Exons: 11
Coding region: 21-2231 (736 amino acids)
Biological process (GO): positive regulation of ERAD pathway; response to endoplasmic reticulum stress
Cellular component (GO): endoplasmic reticulum
Source: RefSeq, a predicted model, not a curated record